Molecule: messenger RNA, 3917 nt
Organism: Mya arenaria
Lineage: Eukaryota; Metazoa; Mollusca; Bivalvia; Myida; Myidae
Product: ADP-ribosylation factor-like protein 13B
Exons: 9
Coding region: 349-2172 (607 amino acids)
Biological process (GO): receptor localization to non-motile cilium; non-motile cilium assembly
Cellular component (GO): ciliary membrane; non-motile cilium
Molecular function (GO): GTPase activity; GTP binding
Source: RefSeq, a predicted model, not a curated record
AGUAAACAAUAUUUCGUUUCCAAGAUGGCGGCCACCAUGGAAUUUAUUGACAGAUGAAAGUUCUUCCAGAUUUUUAAGUGCUUUACGAAACAGAGAGGGCAAUCAUCGAGAUAUUUGAUUAUUUCAAAAGGAUUCAGAAUUAUUGAGGAUUUUAUUAAAUGAUUAAUCAGAAAAAUAGGAUAGUUGUGGAUAAAAUAAACCUUCAUUUACUGUCAAAAAUCAUGUUUUGUCUUGAUUUGUGAAUCUGAUUGGAAUUUUUUUUUUUUAAAAAAUCACAGAUUUAGUCUUAAAAUCAAGUUAAAAAUCUUGUAAGAUAAUCAGAUUUAAAUUAUUGUUGUGUGACCACACAUGUUCAGCCUAAUGGGAAACUGUUUAUCAUGUGUAAAAAGGAACAAACAACCAAGAAGGUCAAUAACCUUGGCCAUUCUUGGGUUGGACAGUGCUGGCAAAACAACUGUUACCAAGGCUUUGCUUGGAGAUUCUCUGGAAACGGCACCGACGGUGGGUUUCAGCAAAGAGGAGAUAACCAUCGAGAAUUAUGACAUCAGCUUGUAUGACCUGGGAGGCGGGCGUCGUAUACGAGAAAUUUGGACGGAAUACCUGAACGAAGUGUACGGGAUCAUCUAUGUGUUAGAUUCUGCAGCUCCGGAAAGGUUCCCUGAAGUAAAGGAGAGCCUUGAAAAUAUACUCAGUCAUGAACUAGUCUCUGCGAAACCACUCCUUGUGCUUGCAAACAAGGAUGAUUUGAACGACUGUGUCGAUGAGGUGGAGAUCAUGGAGAAACUCAACCUGGAAUACCUCGUCAACACCCACAAGUGUGUCUGUAAACUGCAAACCUGUUCUGCAAUUAAAGGCACAGGCAAAAAAAUGGAUGUGAACAUUAAACACGGCUUUAAAUGGAUGUGUACCGUACUCGAUCAAAUGUACGAUCGCUUGAAGGAUCGAGUAGAUAACGACGUUGAAGUGGUAGAAAGAAAACGGCAAAAGGCGAAGGAAGAGCGAAAAGAAAGGGUCCGUAAAGUGCGCGAAGAGAGGGAGCGUCAACAAGAAGAAGAACGUCUUAAGCUUGGUAUCGAGAAGGAGGAGGAGGAAGAAGAGGAUGAUGAUAUCGUGGACGGAGCGAACCCAUUCAAACGGCUCGACUCCGAUGAAAUCAAACGCAAGGAAGAAAAGUUUAAAGCCAGCAAAGCCAAAGAUAAAGAGAGAAAGCAAAAACUCAAAGAAAUCGAGGAAAUGGAAAAAUCUGCUCAACUCAAUCCAGCUCAAACAAACACAAAUAAUAAUAACAUUUUACCUGGUCAGAUAAAUAGCAAUGAAGAUGAGGAUGGAUUACGUGCCCCUAGAUCGUCCCGAAGUCUGCUUGGUCUUGACUGGCUAAAUUCAGGGACAGACAACAUUGGCCUUUCUAACGGAAAUCACAGACAAAUGUUACCUCCCCUGGAGAGCCCUGUGUCGUCUGGAAGGCAGGAGAAGAAGAAAAAUAAAAAAGGGAAGAGUAAGCUGGUUUCUAAUGGAAACAGUGGUGCGUACAAUGAUAAUGAUGUUGUUGUACGUCACCUUGAUGACAUUGCGAAUCAGGGACAUUCUUUAUCCUCAGUGUCACGGAUACAGGUUGAAUCGGCGCCAAAUGAAGAUGAUGAUGAGGAUUUGGAGAGUUUGGUUGAGUCUUCGGGCGGCCGAAGAGGUUUUAGAAACAGUAAGGGAAUGUAUAAACAAGAAGAAAAUGGACAUACGGAGGAAAAUAAUCAGAAAAAGAAAUUGCGGAAAAAGAAACCAAAAGUGUCGUCUGAUGACGAUGACGGAUUUGAUACGUUGCGAUUGAGCCAGCAUUUAGAGGAUGAUCUUGUGAAUGGUUUAAGUAAACAAUCACCCAGAACUAAAACUGCUUUAACAAAUGGUGUGGUAGAGGAGGAGAGAUCCAUCACCCCAGUCCGCAAGUUGAAGAAGAAAAACAAACAUCUACGCAAGAAUAAGCUGGCUCCGUCAGACGACGAAUAUGAACUGUCAGAUGUACAGAAUACACCAAAGAAAAAGUCCUCCGUGAGCUACACUUCACCACAAAAUAAUUCCCACACUAACUGGGGAAUGGCGGAAAACCUCUCGGCCGAUGAUAACAGACAAGUGAGGCGAUCACGUCCUAACUUUGAUUCCGAAGAUGAACCGUAUUUGUGAUAGAAGUUACCUGUAUGUUGGAAUCAAAAGCGAUGUAUCAUAAGAGAUUGACCAGGCUUAUGUCUUAACCAAAUAUAGAGACUAUGUUAAGUUUCAGGAUUUCUUUCAUGAUGUUGAGCUGAGUGAAAAUGAUAUUAAUAUUGAUUAGCUGUCUUUUUUAUUACUUGAGGAUUUGACAUAGCUUUGCUGUGGGUGGUAUGGUUGUUGUGGGAUAAAACCAUUACGUUGUCCAUAACAUGAAAAUCAUUCAAGAUAUCAAUAUGAAACUUGGUACACAUGAACACCAUUAAAAUAGGCACAUGUGGAGCAAGUUCAUUAACUUGGCUUAUGUAUUUAUCGAUUUAUACCCCUUGAUAAUGGGAGAAAAGCAGACGGGUUUUGGGAUCUGCUCUUGUAGCUCUUGGUCAUUUUAAUAGCUGGUAUUGUAAGUUAUAUCUAGCUGCCAAUGAAACAUGAAUGCAGACACAGAACGCCUCUGAGAGAGCAUAACUAUGGUAAUUCGGGUUUGAUACAUGCAUGUACAUUUAAAUCAUAAAGUGUCUUGGUAAAUCCUUAUGCAAAGCUGUUUUUGAAAAAUAAUUACAUGGUAAAAUAUAGUUAAAUUUUUAUAUUUGAUUCAAAGUUAAUAUUAGAGAGAACCUACAUGUAAAUGUAUAUAUAAAAAUGGUCAGUACAUUUAGCUUGCCAUUUUCAGCUCUUCUUAUUUUUACAGAAAAAAUGUUGAGGUAUUGUCAUAGUCUUGGUGUCUUCAGCUGUUGCGUUGUCUUGCUAAGACUUAAACAUUGGCCAUUUUUGAAAAAAUUGUUCAAAAUAUUUGAAUGAAACUUGGUACAUAUGUUGCCAGAGAUCUGCACAUAUUUAGCAUGACCCGUAAGUCUGGUUUUAAUAAUUGAGGAGUUUUGUCCCUUGUUGACUAAACAUAAAAACAACAGACGAAUGUUCGCGUCUGCUCUGCAGCGCUGUUGUUUACUUAAUUAAUAUAAAUUUGAAGCCUUAUCAUUGUCUAUGUCUAGUAUGGAAAAACAGAUCUAUGUAUUUUCUAUAAAGGAUGCAUUCACUGUGAUAUUAUUUUCAAUCUCACAAACAUUUUGUGAUAAAUAUGUUAUAAAAUGAGGGUAUUAUUUUAUGCAUAUGUAUAAAUAAUAAUUAUUUAGAGUUUUCCUCCUUUUUCAAAGAUUUGACAUUGUUUCAUCGUUGGAGUCUGAUAUUUUUGUUCCAAUGUAAUCAUUAAUCAAACGAUGGGCUUAUGACAGAGCAUAUUGCGGAAUAUAUGCAUGUCAAUAUUUAAAGCGCUCUGAUUGGUCAAUUUUUAAAGCGCUCUAAUUGGUCAGUAAUUAAAGCGCACUAAUUAGAGACUUAUUAUAUUUUUGUUUCUAUGGAAUCAUUAAUUAAAUGAAGGGACUAUUUUGUGUAUUUAGUAUUUAAAUGUUUCAUAAUUAUUUCAUAACUAUAAAUGACUUCAACUUGAUUUUAAGAAAGGAAAUGCAGGAACAUCUUAUCAAUAUCCAAAUGGGCCUAAUGAAGUGUAUUUGUUCAAUCAUACUAAAAGAAUAUUUUUUAAAACAAUUCUAAUUGAUUCUGUUUUUAGUUACAUGUUGAUAUGAAUGACCAGCAGAUCUUGUCAGCCAGAAUCUCACUGUGCCUGAAAUGACACUUCUUUGAAUUGUGUUAUGUUCUAUAUUUGGUAUAAAUGUUUGUUUUUUUGUUGAAAUGACAUUUCUUUAAAUUGUUUAAAGUUCUAUAUU